CUGCCCAACAACACACCCAUUGUCUCUGACUCCACCUCGCUCCAAAGUGUUGCUGUGUUGUUCCUCUCUCCUUCCCCCACCACCAGGACACCACCAUAUCUCUCUCUAUUCACUUCUAGAGAGAGAAGGAAAGAGAUACAUAUACAUAUAUAGAGAUAGAGAGAGUGGAGUUUCUUCAGGCAAGGCAAAAGUGUAGAGGGGUUUGAAGUUUUCCAAGUACCAGAACAGAAGAAGCGAAGUUUGGUUAUGAAUGAAUGUGACUUUACACCAUUUCUACUACUGUACUCUAUCUCCCUCUUUCUCUUGAUGAAAACUUCAGAGGCUGAGGACAUGCGUGUUGAUCAUCUGUCAAAGUAAGGAAAAAACAAAAACCAAAACACAGAACUUUUUUUUUUCUUUUGUUUUUCUUUUUUGUUGGGGCUAUUGAAUCCAUUGAUAUAUAUCUAAAAGAAACAAAACAAAAGCCAGAAAAAAGCACAGCAGAUGGGCCUUGGUUGCAAAUCUGGGAAAGAGAGAGUUUUUUUUUAGAGAGAGAGAGAGAGAGAGAGAGAGAGAGAGAGAGAGAAGGAAAAGAAGAGAGAUGGGUUGCUGUUAUUCAAGAGUAGAGAGAGAGGAGAUGGUUUCAAGAUGCAAAGCUAGGAGGAGAUACAUGAAACAGUUUGUGAAAGCCAGACAAGCCUUCUCUGCUUCACACAGUAUGUAUAUGAGGUCCCUCAAAAAUACCGGCUCAGCUCUUCAUCAAUUCGCCGCCGCCGAAUCCAAUCACCACCACCAGCAGCUCCACCACCAUCAGCUCCCUCCUCUCCCCGCUUCACCACUGCCGCCGCCGCAAACCCCCACUCCUCCUCCUCCUCCGCCUCCGCCUCCCCCGAUGAGCUCGUCGUCCUACACCUGGACCACCUCAACGACCCCCUCCACCGCCCUGCCGCCGCCACCACCCCCCCCGCAGGCAUCGGGUUGGGAUUUCUGGGAACCGUUUAUGCCGGAGGAGGAAUGGGAAGCAGCGACGAUGACGACCACCACGGCGGCGUCGGAGGUGGCCGUGACCAACGCCACCACCACCACCACCACCGUUGCGAAUGAGGCGCCGUCGGUGGUGAGUGGGUUAUCGAAGGAGAGCGAGCUAGCCAUUGUGGUAUCGAGUAAAGGCAAAGAUCUUGUUGAGAUCAUCAAAGAGCUCGAUGAGUAUUUCCUCAAAGCGGCUGAGGCUGGUGCCCAACUCUCUUCCCUUUUAGAAGUCCCUACUUAUGGUUUUCCUGAUCAGAGGUCUCCAGCAAAGGUUUACGGGUACGGGAAGAACUUGAGUCCAUUGAUGUGGACAUGGGGUUCAUGUCAAAAAUUGGAUGGGUUUGGGAAGUUGUGUGAAGAAGUGAAUGUAGGUGGAGGAGGUGGUGGUGGUGAUAGCACUACUGGGAGUCACUGUUCUACUGUGGAGAGGCUAUAUGCUUGGGAGAAGAAAUUAUAUUUGGAGGUCAAGAAUGCGCAAACAUUAAAGAUGGAGCACGAGAAGAAGACAGAGCAGCUGAGGAAGAUGGAACUGAAUAGAGCAGAAUAUGUGAAAAUGGAGAAAACAAAGAAAGAGGUAGAGAAAUUGGAAUCAAGACUGAUGGUUGCUUCACAGGCCAUUGAGACUACCUCUACUGAAAUUAUCAAAUUGAGGGAAUCAGAACUCUAUCCUCAACUUGUUGAGCUUGUCAAAGGAUUGAUGGGGAUGUGGAGAAGCCUAUACGAGUGCCACCAGGUCCAGACACACAUAGUUAAGCAGCUCAAGUACCUCAACACCAUUCCAUCAACUGACCCAACGUCUGAAAUUCAUCGGCAAUCGACUCUGCAACUCGAGCUCGAAGUCCAUCAAUGGCACCUCGCCUUCUGCAACCUCAUGAAGUCUCAACGUGACUACAUCCAAUCUCUCACAGGUUGGCUCCGCCUUAGCCUCUUCCAGUUUGGCACCAACCCGCUUGCCAAGACUCACCAAGAUUCCUCAAUUUACUCUCUGUGCGAAGAAUGGCAUCUUGCGGUGGAUCGUGUUCCCGACAAAGUGGCUUCCGAAGGGAUUAACAGCUUCUUAACUGUAAUCCAUGCCAUCGUCAUUCAACAAGCAGGAGAGCAGAAGCAGAAGAAGAGGUCAGAAUUGGCGUUUAAAGAGCUCGAGAAGAAAGUGAGUGAGCUUAGAUCGCUUGAGUGCAAACACGGUCCGUUCUCAAUGGCCGAUGGGUCUAGAAACAAGGAUCCAGUUGCAGUGAAGAGAGCAAAGGUGGAGACUUUGAGGGCCAAGGCAGAGGAAGAGAAGGCGAAGCAUGAAAAGGCGGUGAGCGUGACAAGGGCGAUGACAAUGAACAAUUUGCAGAUGGGAUUGCCGCAUGUGUUUGAGGCAGUGACGGGUUUUGCUAAUGUGUGUAUACAUGCAUUUGAGUCUGUAUACAAUCAGGCCAAAAGUACUGAUGAACAGGUCCAUGAUGUGAAGAGGUUACUACUCCCUUGAGAGAUUGGGCAGCUAAAUUUUGAAAAUACCCGUAUGGACAGUUGGGAUGUGUGUACAGAGAUGUGUGUGGAUACACCAUUUGGUAUGAGCUGUUUGAACCCAGAAAAUCUUGAAGCAGCACUGGAUUGGUGGUGGUUCAAUUGAUCUAGUCUGGUACAGUGGUAGUUGCAAAUGCUAGAUAGGCCUAAGGAAAUAGGAGUGUUUUUUUUUUCCCUUUUGGGUAUGGGUUUAUACUUUUUGCCUUCUUGUUGCCUUUGUGAGAGUGUUUUGAAUGUUUUCUUGUUCAGUGAAAUUUUAUGGGAAUGAGUUUUGGAGGUUUAGUGUCUAUUUUUAUGCAGUUUGCUAUUAAUAUUAUCAAGAUUUUGUUAGCGUGUAACACAUGUUGAGAAAGAUUAUACAUUUUUUAUUGCACUCA
Camellia sinensis is the source of this 2897-nucleotide messenger RNA. RefSeq names its product pyridoxal-phosphate-dependent serine hydroxymethyltransferase, putative (DUF632). The record is from RefSeq and is a predicted model, not a curated record. Lineage: Eukaryota; Viridiplantae; Streptophyta; Magnoliopsida; Ericales; Theaceae.